This is a messenger RNA of Saprolegnia parasitica CBS 223.65, 2745 nucleotides long. RefSeq lists its product as hypothetical. Gene Ontology annotation, molecular function: zinc ion binding. Bases 1 to 2745 code for a protein of 914 amino acids. The transcript is spliced from 7 exons. The record is from RefSeq and is a predicted model, not a curated record. NCBI's taxonomy places the organism in Eukaryota, Oomycota, Saprolegniomycetes, Saprolegniales, Saprolegniaceae.
AUGGCGUCGGGCGACGACGAUCCGUUCUCGGCGGCCUACAACUGGCGCGUGCCCGACGACGACGAUGACGCGGCCGUCGACGCAGCCCUCGUAUGUGACGAGUGCGCCAAGCGCGCCGCGCGGUAUCACUGCGAGGACUGCCACCAAACGCUGUGCUUCAACUGCGCCGAUGCCAUCCACUUGAUCCCAGCCUUGUCGACGCAUGCGAUUCGGCACGUGCGCGUCGGCGAUGUCGGGUACGUCGCGCCGGCCCGCGACGAUUUGCCCAAGAUCGCCCGGCGCGCGCCGCCUCCAGCGAUUGCCAAGCUCGAGCCGCACGGCUUCACGUUUGGCCAGCACGUCGUCUUUCGCGAUCGUGACCUCGGGCACGGCCUCCUCUUUGGGCUCGCGCUCACGCAGACCAGCGACCAGCCGCGCAUGGGUCCUUGCAACGGGCAGUUCGUGCGCGUGCUCUGGCUCCGCGGCGUCGUGCCGCUGCCCAAUAGAAGCUACCUCGCGUCGCUGACGUUCCCGGGCCAGGCGUCCUGGCCGGUGCCGAUGACGGCGCAUGUGAGUCUCUACCACGCGUACCGAAUGGCGGUCCUCGCCGAGAAGACGGCACGGAAGCUGUGGCGCCGGGAAAAGUACGCCGGUCGGCUUCGGCGUCUGCGCGACCAAAAGGCAUUUCCGUCCGACGCGGUGCUCGAUGAGAUCCUCCAGCUUGUCGACGCCGACGCGGGCGGUGUGACGCUGCAGCACAUGGCCCACGACCGGUUCCUCGCCGCGCUCAUGAGCGGUACUUACCUCGACGGGGACGAGACCGAGACCGAGACGGACGCGCCGUACCCGCCGACCACUCGUGCACGCCUCGUGCUCUGCGCGGCGGCCAGCCUCGAGCGCCCCGCCGACGUGGCAAGACGGUACUUGGACAACGUCAUCCGGCACAUGGUGGAUCUCUACGUCGGCUACGCGUGGACGUCGUGGCGCUCGUUUGUCGCCGCCGGCCGGGAGCGAGACCGGCAAGCGCUUCGCAAUGCCACGGCGAUCGUGCUUCAGCGCUGGGUGCGACGGGUCUGGCGGCGCCGCCACGAAGAGCGCCUCAAGCAAUCGCGCUCGAGUGGGCUGAGUGCGCUGGAGGCGCUGCAGCGGUUCCAGAACCGACAGGCGGCGGUCGUCCGGAUGGGCGACAUUUGGGCCAAGACGCAGCGGCGGCUGCGGCGCUACGGCGUCGUCACGUGGAAGCGAAUCAGUGACGAGAUCCAGGCAAGGACUCCGAUGCCGCAAAUCGAGGCAGCGUGGCACCCUGGGCUCGGCAUUCGGCUUGUCAAAUUACCCAAGGCGUAUGCGGCCAUGAAGAGCGACGGGAGCUUGGGUAUCGAAGACAUUGCCAAGUACAAGCAGUUCCGGCUCAACCACGCAGGCCCGACAGCCGUGUCGUUCUGGAUCGUCCGCGACCGCAUUUUGAUUGGCGAGUACCCCCACGGCGUCGCGUUCCCGGACAAGAAGCGCAAGACGACCGAGCGCGCGGCGUCGCGCGAUGACGCGCUUGCGUGCAUUCUCCUCGAGCAGAUUGGCACGUUUGUGAGCUUGAUGGCGUUCGACGAACUUCGGGCAUUCGAAGCGGCGCUGGACCCGCCAGCGACACCAGCGACAACACCCGAUGGGCCCUUUGGCUACGAGACGCAGCUCUUGGAGCGGCACGCCAAGCUCACGGCCGAGCUCGACCGCGCGGUGGCCGCUGCCCAAAAGUACGUGACGAGUGCCGCCAAGAGCGUGCAACAGGUAGCCACCUAUGUAGCCAGAUGUCUAUGCAAUAAGAUUGCUCGGUACUGUGAGCAGGCCGAGAGAGACCCGAGUACGGACGACUUUGUGCGAGAUUUGCUCUUCAAGAAAAAGUCGGCCGCCGACGCCAACUUGAACACGGCGCUGGCCAACAAAGCGCGGCUGCAGCCCAUACGCAUUCUGCGGUGUCCACUGCCGCCGCGCUCGGCAACACCCGAGGCCGACGUGCUUCAUGUCCUUAACCAACUCGAAACGUGUCUUCGAGACGGGGAAAACCUCUACAUUUUUAGCCGCCAAGGACGGGGCCGCGCCGGCAUGGUCGCCGCGCUCCUCCUCGGCCGCCUCUAUGGUCUCUCGGCGCAGCAAGCCCUCGAGCGCACGCAGCGUUGCCACGACGCGCAGAAGGCGGUCGCGGGGCUGGCGUCGACGCGGCUCGUCUCGGCGCCCGAGUCGCUCGACCAAAUCCGGCUCGUGCACCAAGUGCUUGCAUCCACCGCGACCAUCUACGAGCCCGUGGCGACGUAUGAUGGCGACGCGUACCUCGUGCUUCGGCGGCAGCGCCCCGGCCUCGCCAUUCAGUCGUUCGUCGCAGCGCAAGGCUUUAUGGUCGACGAGUUUCCGUCACCGGCGCAGCGUGCGGCCGACCACGCGGCGCUCCAAGCCGCAAAUCGCAUUGCGCUCAAGGAGAAGCGCGCGCUGCAGCUGCGCGUGCGGCGGGCCAUGGAAGGCGUCGAGCGUCAAGCCAUGGGCGUCCAAGAGGACUACAGCCGCCAUGAGCUGCCCAUCUGGAGCGCGCGACUCGAAAUGAAAGCGGAGGAAGCCGACUCGCGCCGCCGGUGGCGCAUCCUACUGCAGCACGCCGAACACGUAGGUAUGCUCGCUGAAGACGUACGCAUCGAGUGGCCCCAAGACCGUCCGCCGCCACCACCCAUUCCGGUCGACCCGAGCACGGACGUGGCGACAUCGCCUCGUCGCAUGUCAUGA